Molecule: messenger RNA, 2158 nt
Organism: Poecilia latipinna (sailfin molly)
Lineage: Eukaryota; Metazoa; Chordata; Actinopteri; Cyprinodontiformes; Poeciliidae
Product: THAP domain-containing protein 1
Exons: 4
Coding region: 287-1156 (289 amino acids)
Biological process (GO): regulation of transcription by RNA polymerase II
Cellular component (GO): nucleus
Molecular function (GO): RNA polymerase II cis-regulatory region sequence-specific DNA binding; DNA-binding transcription factor activity
Source: RefSeq, a predicted model, not a curated record
GUCACUGCACUCAAACACCGAAGGGCCGCGCGCCAUUUUGGCUCAAACAAACUCCUUAAUAUUUUAUCCCAAUUAAAGUGUUUUUAUACUGUAAUAGGGUAUUUUUAUGCUAACAUAUUGUCGGGUAACAGUAAACUUACAACGACUUAACAUUUGUCUUGCCUUCUUUUUACGUUGUGAAAGUUGUCAGCCAAAAGUCAUGGUUUAAAGAAACCCCAGCUGAGCCAAGUCAUUUCUUUGCUAAGUUUUGUUUUGUUGUCGGUUGGUUUAUUUUUCACUUUGUGUAAUGGGAGGCUGCUCCGCUCCAAACUGCUCCAAUUCAACUAGCAUAGGGAAGCAGCUGUUCAGAUUUCCCAAAGAUCCUGUGCGAAAGAAGAAAUGGGUUGUGAACUGCCGGCGUGACUUUGAGCCCACUCCUCACUCCAGACUCUGUCAGGACCACUUUGAGGAGAGCCAGUUUGAAGAAAUAGCCAGAUCUCCAGCUGGUGGAAAAAAGCUGAAGCCUAAUGCUAUUCCCACUCUGUUCAAUGUGGGAGACCCUCCUUUCCCUGCAGUCACCUCUCCAUAUAUCCUGCUGCCACUAAAAUCUGAAGCAGUGGAAAAGGAUCUAAAUUUUGGCGAUCAUGGCUAUGCCAGGCGCAAUCCUUUGUCUGGCCUUGAAGAGGAAGACGGAGAAAGAACAUCUGAAGACCACAACCCCUGCAUGCAGUGUCAACUCCUUAAGAAAAAACUGGAGCAGGAGAUGCAGCACACCGCAAGACUACAAAGAGAGGCAGAAGAGAUGAAGAAGCGUCUGUAUCGGCUCGACCGCAUCGAGAAGGGACUCCAGAACUUUCUGUACGAGGACCAGAUCAGAGCGCUGUCCCUCACGAAGCGCUCGCGGCGCGCUGUCUGGUCGCCGGAGACGAUCCUGAAAGCCAGAAAGAUCCGCUGUGCCGUCGGCACCAAAGGCUACGAGUACCUGAGGGAGAUCGGCUACCCUCUGCCCUCGUACAGGACUCUGUGCAACCGUCUGGAGACAAAGAUCAUGGUGACGACCGACAUGAGCUGCGAGGAGCUGGCAGAGCUCGGCCUGGGGCUUAUGGCCACAUGCGACAGCCCUACAGAAGGGGUCGGGGACAAUGACGAGGAAGAACUGAUGGGAGUUUUAUCCUGAUCCCAGUUACUUAGACUGAUUCUGAACUGUUGUAGAGGGACAAGUUGAGACAUUACACUGUCCGUGAUUUAGAAAAGUUUUGCGGCACUGGCCUUCAGGUCACCUGGCUGUAUCCACAUUUUAUAUCCACUCAGGUGAUGUUUGAUGCACCAGCUUACAUGUAGCCUGAUUCCUGUUCUGCUGAUUCCCUGCUGUGAUGCUGGCAUGUUAUGGUAGCCUGAAUGUGUGAGGAGCAUGUGCACAAUGUAGCUCAUUCAUAUGCGUCAUUUAUGUGUAAAUGUGAGUGACGUUUGUUAAAAAAAAACCUCUUUGCACAGCUUUUGUGAAAUCGCUGCUUGUUUUUAAUGUCAAUUGUGACACAGCUGAGUCUUUCACUGACCUUGUUCUAUACAUUGAAAAAAAUUAAGUGUAAUGCGAACAGAUAAAUGCUGCACAUUUUGGUUUAAGAACCUUUUUAUUAGGAACAAGUGAGAUGAAUGAAGCAACCUUUAAAGAAAGUUUGGUGAUCUAUUCAGCAUAUUUCAGCAUAUUUUGUGGAUUUUAGCAACUGUAGUUCUCUAGAGAACUUGUCGAUUAUACUCUAAAAAAAAAACUGGAUUUGUUUUAUCCAGUUUAACAAAUCGAAAUAUCCUCCAGUUUUUCCUAAUGCAGUUUACUGUCAGUAAAUUUAAUAUAUCCAUCUGAUCUCUCUUUACAUCCUUAAAAACGCUGUGUAGAAUGUAGACAUUGGCUGGUUUCUGUCACUUAGCUUUAUCUUGAUUAAUCAGAUUUUAUAUUUAACAUUUCAUGAUAGAAUUAUUCUUGAUUUAUAGAGAACAGAUUGGGAUUAACAGUGUUCACCUCAUCCCAAUCCUUUUCAAAUAUGUACACUAAAUCAACAGAUUAUGGAUACUUUGUUGCCUUUUUUUUGUUAUUAUUUCUUUAUUUUAUUUUCUCUUUUUUCGUUGUUGUUUGGAUCAGGGGUGCCGAAGUCAAGUCCAAUAAAACAGCUUAGUUCCCUCA